AUUACAUUUAUUGAGCUAAUAUGAAUCUAGCUCGACUGUGUACGACGAGAUGUGCUCCAUUCUCUGGUGCCAGAUUCCUGACUACUACAUCAGCGUACAAGGUUAAAGGAACAGAAGAGUUCUUUGCAAAACAGAAAGUUCUAGCAAGACCCAUGUCACCUCAUCUCACUAUUUACAAGCCGCAGCUCACUUCAGUACUUUCAAUCUCUCACCGUGCUAGCGGCGUAGGAUGGGGUGUCGUGAUAUACGGAGCUACGGUACUGACUGUGUUGCCUGGUGGAUUUUCUCAUUAUGUCCACUUACUUGAACAGUAUGCUCCCGGAGCAGGGGUUAUGGUGCCGCUCAAAGCUCUCCUACUCCUCCCCCUUAUGUACCACAGUGUCAACGGUUUCAGACAUCUGGCGUGGGAUUUGGGCAAAGGCUUUGGGAUAGCAGAAGUGUACAAAAGUGGGUGGUCAAUGGUGGCUAUCUCUGUUGUGUUAUCUCUCGUCCUCGCUGUCAUUCUAUAGACUACUUAAAACGUGGAAACUUCAUUGUUAUUAAAUAAACAAACUCGCUCAACUUAUAGAGGGGUAUUCUGUACAAAGUUAAUGCGCUAGUUUUAUGUCGAAUUUAUUUUAGAGUUCGACUCAAUGUGACAUCAUAUAAAUGACCGCUUUUUGCAGCGUGCAAUUGUCAGAAAUGUAAAGAUCUAAAUCGAUUUAUCCUUUUUUUUUUCAUUUAACGUUUUGUAAGCGUUGGAAUGCCUGAA
Molecule: messenger RNA, 751 nt
Organism: Bolinopsis microptera
Lineage: Eukaryota; Metazoa; Ctenophora; Tentaculata; Lobata; Bolinopsidae
Product: succinate dehydrogenase cytochrome b560 subunit, mitochondrial-like
Exons: 6
Coding region: 21-509 (162 amino acids)
Biological process (GO): tricarboxylic acid cycle; mitochondrial electron transport, succinate to ubiquinone
Cellular component (GO): membrane
Molecular function (GO): electron transfer activity; oxidoreductase activity, acting on the CH-CH group of donors
Source: RefSeq, a predicted model, not a curated record